Molecule: messenger RNA, 5625 nt
Organism: Pyrus x bretschneideri (Chinese white pear)
Lineage: Eukaryota; Viridiplantae; Streptophyta; Magnoliopsida; Rosales; Rosaceae
Product: zinc finger CCCH domain-containing protein 19
Exons: 10
Coding region: 241-5325 (1694 amino acids)
Cellular component (GO): Cdc73/Paf1 complex
Molecular function (GO): metal ion binding; DNA binding; RNA polymerase II C-terminal domain phosphoserine binding
Source: RefSeq, a predicted model, not a curated record
AAACCUACGAGCCACCAAAAAGCCCUUUUUGCUUACGGCAUUUCUUCUGUUUGGCUGUCGUGGCAGUUGCCUCCUUCUCCUUCGCUACUACUCCCCUCAGUUAAUACAAUCGUUUUAGUGUUGUGUAACGAUUAAACGACGACAUAUAGCCCUGCAGGGGAACCGGAAGGUUAAAACCCUAACCCUAGCUCUUUGGAUUUUAGGGUUUUCAAUCUCUGAUUUCCAAUUUCAGUUACUGCCAUGGAAGCCGACGAGGAAGAUGCUUCCAAGGUGAACGAGCCUUCGAUUUCACUCCAAGACGACGCUUUACCGUUGCCUCAUACAGGAGAGGAGCUCCGGAACACCGAAUCACAAUGCGACCCGGAGUCUGCACCUGAGCCCGAGCAUGGCGGCUCGGGGCUUGGGGUCGAAGGAGAAUCUGAUUCGGUUGCGUCUUCGGUAGAGAGAGGCGAUGGGGAUGGAAUUGGAGGAGGGUGUAAGGAGGGGGAUACGGAAAUGGUGGAUGUGGCUGAGGCGGUGGCGGCGGCUGCGGAGACAGUUGAAACUGAUGCAGUGGAGGAUUUGCGGGUGGCGAUGGAGAAGUCUGCUGCUGACGCGGGAGAGAAGAUGGUGGUGGAAGAGGAGACGAAUGUGAUAGAAGGUCACGUGGCCGAGGACAAGGAGGUUGAGGAGGUGACGAAUGUGGCUGAAAGUCACUUGAGAGAGGAAACGGAGGUCAAGGAGGAGAUGCAUGUGGCUGGAGGUCACGUGACAGAGGAAACUGAGGUGGAGGAGGAAAUGACUGUGGCCGGUGGUCAUGUGACAGAGGACACUGAGGUUGUGAAGGGGAUGAAUGUGGCUGAAGGUUAUAGCACAGAGGAAGCUGAGGUUGGCGAUGUGGAUGAUAAGGUACUGGAGACAGAGGUGAAGGUGUUGCCUGAGGAAGCUGCUGUGGCUAACUCGGACAAGCAGGAGGCUGAGGAUUCUAAUGUGGCUGAAACGGCUGAGGAGACUGUGCUUUCAGUGAAGGAUGAAACAGAGCAAAUGACGGGUGAAGCCAAGGGAGGUGAGGUUGAGGCCGAGACAGUGGGAGAGGAGACUGAGACCGAGGUGGAAGGAGAGGAGGAUGGGAACGAUGCGGUGGGAGAGGAGGAUGGGAGCGAGGCGGUGGGAGAGGGGGAUGGGAGCGAGGCGGUGGGAGAGGAGGAUGUGAAUGAGGCGGUGGGAGUGGAGGCAGAGGCCGAAGCGGAGGGAGAGGAGGCUGAGGCUGAAGCAGAAGGAGAGGAGGCUGAAGCAGGGGGAGAUGAUGAGGAGAAUGCGGCAGACAUGUUGGCUGAGACUGACACAGUUGGGGAGUUGGAUAUGGUUGAUGAUGUAAUGGAGGAGACAACUGAGGCAGAGGAGACGGGGGCGGCAGAGGAAGAAGCAGAAGAAAUGGAGGUGGAAGAGGAGGAGGAGACAAAAAGGGCCGGCAGUGGUGGGAAGAGGAAGCGUGUGAAGAGUUCUAAGGACACGGGAAAACUCCUUUCAAAGAAGAAAAUGGAAGAGGAUGUCUGUUUCAUUUGCUUUGAUGGGGGUGAGCUUGUGCUUUGUGACCGCAGGGGAUGUCCCAAAGCAUACCAUCCUUCAUGUGUUAAUCGUGAUGAGGCCUUCUUUCGAGCCAAGGGUCGAUGGAAUUGCGGUUGGCACCUUUGUAGCAACUGUGAAAAGAGUGCCCACUACAUGUGUUAUACAUGUACCUUUUCCUUGUGCAAGGCGUGUAUCAAAGAUGCUGAUAUCUUAUGUGUUCGAGGAAACAAAGGCUUCUGUGAGACAUGCAUGAAAACUAUCAUGAUGAUUGAAAAGAAUGAGCAAGGAAACAAGGACAAGGAUGAAGUCGAUUUUGAUGAUAAAAGCAGCUGGGAGUACCUCUUCAAGGAUUAUUGGAUAGACUUAAAAGAGAAGUUAUCUCUAACACUUGAUGACCUUGCUCAGGCCAAGAAUCCAAGGAAAGGAUCAACUGGACGUGCUAAUAAACAGGAGUCACGUGAUGAACCCUAUGAUGCUAAUGAUGGUGGAGGGUCUGAUUCUGACAACUCUGAGAAUUUGGAUUUAGUUAACCCUAAAAAAAGAAAGUCCAAAAAACGAAUGAGAACCCGUGCAAAGGGGAGGGAUUCAUCAAGUGCAGCUACAGCAACUGGCUCUGGAGGUCCAUCUGCAGAUGACAGUACAGGGUGGGCAUCAAAGGAACUUCUGGAGUUUGUAAUGCACAUGAGAGAUGGUGACGAGUCUGCUUUAUCUCAGUUUGAUGUCCAGGCUCUCUUGCUAGAAUAUAUAAAAAGGAACAAACUUCGUGACCCUCGGCGAAAAAGUCAGAUAGUUUGUGAUAUAAGGCUUCAAAAUUUAUUUGGGAAACCACGCGUUGGGCAUUUUGAAAUGUUAAAGCUUCUUGAAUCCCACUUUCUUGUAAAAGAGGAUGCUCACACUGAUGAUCUUCAAGGGAGUGUUGUUGAUACCGAUGACAAUCAGUUGGAGGUUGAUGGCAACUCUGAUACCCCAGUAAAGGCCAGUAAAGAUAAGAGACGUAAAGCACGUAAAAAGGGUGAUGGGAAAGGACCUCAAUCUAAUAUUGACGACUUUGCAGCCAUUGAUAUGCAUAACAUCAAUUUAAUUUUCUUAAGGCGUAAUUUAGUGGAAGAUCUACUUGAUGAUCUGGAUAACUUUCAAGACAAGGUUGUCGGCUCUUUUGUCAGAAUUAGAAUUUCUGGUAGUGGUCAAAAGCAAGAUUUGUAUAGGCUGGUGCAAGUUAUAGGUACAUGCAAGGGUGCUGAGCCAUAUAAAGUUGGUAAAAGGAUGACAGAGAUCUUGCUAGAGAUAUUAAACUUAAACAAGACAGAGAUCAUUUCGAUUGAUAUCAUCUCAAACCAAGAGUUCACUGAGGAUGAAUGCAAACGACUGCGUCAGAGCAUAAAAUGUGGACUUAUCAACCGGCUUACUGUGGGUGAUGUUCAAGACAAAGCAAUGGUGCUCCAAGCAGUCAGAGUCAAAGAUUGGUUAGAAACGGAGAUAGUUAGACUCAGCCAUCUUCGUGAUCGAGCCAGUGAAAAAGGGCGCAGGAAGGAGCUUAGAGAGUGUGUAGAGAAGUUGCAGCUUCUGAAGACGCCUGAGGAACGCCAGCGUAGACUAGAGGAAACUCUAGAAAUACAUGCGGAUCCAAAUAUGGACCCAAGUUAUGAAUCUGAGGAGGAGGAAGACGAAGGAGAUGACAAGAGACAAGAUAGUUACACGAGACCUACAGGUUUUUCCUUUGGAAGGAAAGGGAGGGAUCCAAUUUCUCCACGAAGAGGAGGAUCUUCUUUUAAUGAUUCCUGGAGUGGGACAAAGAAUUAUUCCAAUACGAAUCGAGAGUUAAGCAGGAGUACGUCAAAUAAGGGAUUCUACAACAAAGCAGAAAAUACAACUGGAGCUGGUGAGAGAGUGAAUGAUUCAUGGGGUCAAGGAAGAGACAGAGAAACGCAGCAAACAAGCCACUGGGAGAAGAAACAAAUUAUUUCAAGUUUAGAAACAGGUGUUAAGAGUACGCAGUCUGUGGUACAAUCUGAAUCAUCUCCUGGUGGUGGCUCAGGAAAUUCAGUUGCACAUUUCACCACUGGCGCAGCGCAAUCUACACCCACUAUCAAUGAUUCAGAAAAAAUAUGGCAUUACAAGGAUCCUUCCGGGAAAAUUCAGGGACCAUUUUCCAUGGCACAGCUACGCAAAUGGAAUAACACUGGCUAUUUUCCUGCCAACUUGAGAGUUUGGAAAAACACUGAGAAGGAAGAAGAUUCUAUCCUGGUAACUGAUGUAUUGGCUGGAAAGUUCCAGAAAGACCCUUCACUGGUUGACAUUAGUUUUCUAAAGGCCCAAAUGGUGCAUGAUUCAUGUCUCUCACCUGCACCAUCUGGGAAGCCUCAAGGAGGUCUCUUUCAACGGGGUACAGAAGGCCAAGCUGCAGGAGGAAGUUGGGGAUCUGAAAACGAAAUUACUUCAUCCUCAGCCAGAGGUACUCCAUCAUCAGUUGAGGUUCCUAAGUAUUCUUCAGAUGGGUGGGGCACAACAAACUUUCCCUCACCUACUCCAUCCCAAACUCCAUUAGGUGGGGCAAGGGGUCAAGCUUAUGAAAGUAAUUGGUCACCCACCCCUGUUCAUCCAACUGGCUCUGUCUUGGGUGGAAAUGGAGUGAUGCAACCUAGUACAGUAGCUACUCCAGAAAGUGCAUUGCGAGUUUCUGGAAUUGAUCGCUCAAGCUCUCUUUCCGGCAUUAAUGCAGCACCCAAGUCUGAAACUGCUGUGCUUCUGGGCUCUACAAAUACUCUUCAAAUGCAUGGUCAAGUAAAUGCUUCAAUGAAUCAAGUAACAGAUGUGAAAAAUCUUGUUUCAAAUCUGCAAAAUCUGGUACAGACUGUUACUAAUCGUACUCCCGGUGGUGAUGCUCGAGGGUGGGCUUCUGGUUCAGUUCCAAAACAGGAAAUGACUGCUCCAGGGCCAGCACCUGGGAGUGAAACUCAACCCUGGGCAGGUGCUCCUUCCCAGAGGAUAGAACCAAUUAAUGCUUCUACUAUGCCUGCACAACAUCCGGCCCAUGGUUACUGGGGUAACGCUUCAUCUACUAACAAUGCUACCCAGUCUAUUAAUACAGGAAAUGCAGCUGGAAAUUUGCCUUCAUCAGGCUUCUCUGGUGUUCCACAGUCUGAUCCUUGGAGACCCCAAGUCCCAGCUAAUCAAUCAUACAUUCAGCCUCCUGCACCAUCGCCCCAGGUACCUUGGAACAUGGGUGUCCCAGAUAACCAAAGUUCUCUGCCAAGAAAGGGGCAAGAGAAUCAAAACGCUGGUUGGGCGCCAAUUGGGGGAAAUCCAAACAUGGCCUGGAGAGGACAAGUGCCAGGAAAUACAAACAUGAAUUGGGGAGCUCCGGGACAGGGUCCAGGGUGGGCUGGACCUGGUCAAGGUCCAGUACCUGGAAAUGCAGCGCCUAAUUGGGUCCAACCUGCUGCUCAAGGACCUCCUUCGUUAAGUGGAAAUCCCGGUUGGGCUCCAUCUGGUCAAGGGCCAGCAGUUGCGAACACCAAUCCUGGUUGGGGUGGGCAAACUCAGAAUGGAGGAGAUAGGUUCCCAAAUCAAAGGGAUCGCGCUCCGCAUGGCGGAGAUUCUGGUUAUGGUGGCGGAAAGCCCUGGAAUAGGCAGUCGUCCUUUGGUAGUGGUGGUGGUGGCGGCGGGGGAGGAGGGUCUUCGAGGCUACCUUUCAAAGGGCCCAGAGUGUGCAAGUUCUUUGAGAGUGGUCACUGCAAGAAGGGCGCAGCGUGUGAUUAUCUCCACCCGGACCAGUAAGAUUUUUGGGAACACAGAAGCAGCAGCAGCAGAAGAGCAGUUCAUAGUGUACAGCAAAUUUCCCAUGGAAGAGUUUUGACUUUUGUAUAAAACCUUUGUUUUGUUAAUCUUUUAAUUACAAUGACAAGGUUAGUUUAGUGUAUUAUGCUUUGUUUGGUCUUUCCUACAUUCUUCGUUACUGUUUAGAUAUUCCAAUGUGUUACAAUCAUGGGUGAUCUUGAUGCAUGUAAGAUUUCUUGUACUCUAAAGAGCGGAAAGAAAUGCAAGUUUUUUAUAAAUAGAGGGAGAUUCGAACUCGCA